UGGUCAGGUGGACAGAGGGUGCCCCAAAUCCUUUCCUAAGACAGGAAACUACUCUAACUUUAUCCAGUGUUUGCUGCAGGCAGUUGACGCAUCAGUUGUGUCGUUCAAGGCACCGCUCAGACAGUAGAAGGCGAGCAGCCAGGACCUGCUUCCAUUUUUCCUGACCCUUGUUUUUUAGCAGAGGGGCCCAAGCCGGGAAAAGUAGGAUGGGGGCCGGAGCUAGCGCGGAGGAGAAACGCUCCAAAGAGUUGGAGAAGAAGCUGAAGGAGGAUGCUGACAUUGAUGCAAGAACUGUCAAGCUGCUGCUGCUAGGUGCUGGAGAAUCUGGCAAGAGUACUAUUGUCAAACAGAUGAAAAUUAUCCACAAAGAUGGUUAUUCGCUUGAAGAGUGCUUGGAGUUCAUUACCAUCAUCUACAGCAACACCCUGCAGUCCGCCAUGGCCAUUGUGAAGGCCAUGGGCACACUCAAUAUCAACUUUGGCCACUCUGAUCAGCAGGAUGAUGCCAGGAAACUCAUGCAUCUUGCAGACACGAUUGAGGAAGGCACUAUGCCCAAAGAAUUGUCAGACAUCAUUUUGCGUCUGUGGAAGGACUCUGGCAUUCAAGCGUGCUUUGACAGAGCCUCUGAGUACCAGCUCAACGACUCAGCUGGAUACUACCUGAAUGACCUGGAGCGGCUGGUCCAACCCGGGUAUGUGCCCACUGAGCAGGAUGUGCUGCGAUCAAGAGUGAAGACCACUGGUAUCAUUGAGACUACGUUCUCCUUCAAAGAUCUCCACUUCAGAAUGUUUGACGUGGGUGGCCAGAGGUCAGAGAGGAAGAAGUGGAUCCAUUGCUUCGAAGGUGUCACCUGUAUCAUCUUCAUUGCUGCUUUGAGCGCCUAUGACAUGGUGUUGGUGGAGGAUGAUGAAGUGAAUCGAAUGCAUGAGAGUCUACACUUGUUCAACAGUAUCUGCAACCACCGCUACUUUGCCACCACAUCCAUUGUACUUUUCCUCAACAAGAAGGAUGUGUUCAUUGAGAAGAUCAAGAAAGCUCAUCUCAGCAUGUGCUUCCCCGAAUAUGAUGGACCCAACACCUAUGAGGAUGCUGGUAACUACAUUAAAUUGCAGUUCUUGGACCUGAACUUGCGCAAAGAUAUCAAGGAGAUCUACUCGCACAUGACCUGUGCCACGGACACAGAGAACGUCAAGUUUGUGUUCGAUGCCGUCACCGACAUCAUCAUCAAAGAAAACCUGAAAGACUGCGGUCUCUUCUAAGAGCCAAGCAGAGACACCAAGUUAAGGGUGUUGUUGCAGCCCUGUCACAUUCCACAAGCUCCUCCUAACUGAGGACUUCAGAUAGAAACCGUCACAUCGAAGAGCCAUCGUCGAAACCAGCGAAUGCAAAACAGAAAAAAUAAGAACAAUUUAAAACAGAAAUCUAUUUGUUGUGUUCUAACUAACUGGUAGCUUUGACCAAAGACUUCUUGUCAACUGAGAUUUGAAGACAGCUCUUAAGUCAGAAAAUCCUGAGCAGAUUUCAGAUGAGUUGAAUUUUUAGUCGAGCUAAGUUUUUUCUUUUUUCUUCAGUCUCCUGAACUCAUCUUUGAAAGGCCAUUUAGUGAAGACAUCAAAAGCUUAUAUGUCAGAAUAAACUGAUAUCUUGUCACAUGCAUUGUUGUGAAUAGAUGUCCAGCUAAUGCCGUGUCUACGUGCUCCAGUAAGCAGUCAGUAUACAGCCAAAGAGCAAACAAGACGGCCUCACACCUGCAAACGCACUUCAGCCUCUGUUAGAUCCAAAAUGAACUUGUCACUAGAAAUGGCUUUAAUGUGUCGACACACACACACACUCACAACUGUACAGUUUUUGUAGUAUAAUUUAAGGAAGUCAAAAAUGUUAUUUUCAAAGAAGCACUAGAAAAUGUAAGUUUUGCACUAGUUGAAAAGGGCCAGUGUAUAUAAUACAAUUUGAUUUAUAUCGGACAGUUAAUGAUGUUUGAUAAUAUAAUGGUGACCUGUAACAUUGCUGAUUGAUAGAUGUGUCUAAGUUUAAUUUGAAAAUUCUUCUCUGAAAGCCUUUGAAAGAACUGACCUGUACAGAAAUGACACAAAAAUGUUCAUCUCAAUUAAACCUAAUAAAGCUUCUGUAGAAAACUCAUUACUUCUUGUAUUAUUUAUUUGACAAAUUAGACACACAGGGAUGUCUUUUUCUCAAUCAUUUAUUCAUUUUGAAGAAUUUUUUGGUCUCCUUUAAGCGCCCAGUUCAAGGCCGCAGUUUUACAAAGAGAAUAAAGAAAUAUUUAGAAUCUACUUUUUGGUUUUCCCCCUUACUUUUGUGUCUGAAUCAACCAGAUUAGACAAUGCUUCAAGAAUGCAAUUGUAGUAAUUACAAUUUACUGAAGUUUUGCUUGCAUAGUAGCAUCAAUGCACAGGGAAGACCUAAUUAGAAACAUGAGUGUAAACAAAA
This is a messenger RNA of Cololabis saira (Pacific saury), 2448 nucleotides long. It is a transcript of the gene gnat1, whose product is annotated as guanine nucleotide binding protein (G protein), alpha transducing activity polypeptide 1. Gene Ontology annotation, molecular function: G protein-coupled receptor binding; G-protein beta/gamma-subunit complex binding; GTP binding. The record is from RefSeq and is a predicted model, not a curated record. NCBI's taxonomy places the organism in Eukaryota, Metazoa, Chordata, Actinopteri, Beloniformes, Belonidae. The transcript has 9 exons. Gene Ontology annotation, biological process: adenylate cyclase-modulating G protein-coupled receptor signaling pathway. Gene Ontology annotation, cellular component: heterotrimeric G-protein complex. Bases 207 to 1259 code for a protein of 350 amino acids.